Messenger RNA from Acanthisitta chloris (rifleman), 768 nucleotides. It is a transcript of the gene NFAM1, whose product is annotated as NFAT activating protein with ITAM motif 1. The transcript is spliced from 6 exons. Gene Ontology annotation, molecular function: transmembrane signaling receptor activity. Gene Ontology annotation, cellular component: membrane raft. Lineage: Eukaryota; Metazoa; Chordata; Aves; Passeriformes; Acanthisittidae. Gene Ontology annotation, biological process: positive regulation of B cell receptor signaling pathway; positive regulation of cytokine production; regulation of B cell differentiation. The record is from RefSeq and is a predicted model, not a curated record. Bases 1 to 768 code for a protein of 255 amino acids.
AUGGCCUCGAAUCUAAAAGUCAUCUUCCUGUUUCUUUGGUUGCUUCAGUGUGAAGGAGGAAAUGUCCAUGUACAGCAGAAACCUCCAAUCCAGGUUGCACUACUCAAGGAAGGAAUAUCCAUUCCCUGUAAAGUCAUCUUCCCUUACACGCAGAAAUACACCAAAUUUUUAAUCUCCUAUUACUGGAUUAAUUCACUGGGCCAGGAGACAUCCAUCUGUAACAUAUCGAAACACAUAGACAUUCCUUCUGGACAAGAGAAUAAGACUGCUACGAGAUCUUACAUCCAUAGACUUGAGCCUCUUGAAAGCACCUCUGCCACUGGCACAUACUACUGCAAGGUCAAAUGGGAUGACAUCCAGAAAAGAGGAAAUGGAGUGUUUGUCCUUGCUAGAGGUACAGGGCACACAGAUACCUCUUCUGGGUGGGAAAUGCUCAUUACCCUUACCACUGUUCUUGCUGCAUUGAGCAUCACUGCAACAGCUCUGCUCCUGUGGAAAAGAAAGGUGUUGUGCCCUAGAAGGAACCAGCUGAAUAUCCUGAAAGAGAAGGUGGAAACGCAGCUCCCUUCAGCCAGACCACCACCACCACCACCACCACCACCACCCUCCUCCGUCUAUGAUAGCCUGGAUUUGCAGCAAGUUGAUGUCUAUUCUAUCCUCAAGGACAACACAAGCAACCCCUCCCUCAGAAAGAAUCCUCCAGGGAAGACACCUAAGAAGAAAGCAACUCCAGAAGAAUCCUCUGAUACAUUGUAUGAGAAUAUCUAA